Molecule: messenger RNA, 2630 nt
Organism: Glycine soja
Lineage: Eukaryota; Viridiplantae; Streptophyta; Magnoliopsida; Fabales; Fabaceae
Exons: 2
Coding region: 1679-2008 (109 amino acids)
Source: RefSeq, a predicted model, not a curated record
AGUAUUUAUGGUAGAAUGUAUCCAAACAAAAAAAUUAGAAAGAAAAUAUUGCUAAUGUUUCUAGGGACUUGCUAGGUGCACCCAAUACUAUUGCUUGUGCACCUAGCAUUUAAAUUGAAUGGGCAACAAUGCCCUUGGCUUUAAUUUAAAUAAAAAAAGGCGCACCCAGCACAGCACCUUAUGCUUCUUCUUCUUUGUGCUGGUUGGUGUCCUCUCUCCUUUGCGCAUCUUCUGUUUCGGUGGCCAUUUCCACCUGCAUUUGUGUGCUUCUUCUGCACCGUUGAGGUUAGUUUUCGUUUCUUACCCGUUAAUGGCCUUUAAGUUGAUUAUUGUUGUAGGGUAGAUGAUUUAGGUUAGAGGACUUGGGGAUUUUUCGAUUAGGAUUAGGGUUCAUACAUACGGAUGUACUUCAUUCGUAUGUGUUACUGAAUUUGUAACGUUCAUACGGAUGAAGUUCAUUCGUAUGAGUAUAUCCGUAUGAAGAAUUGAAUUUUUUUUUUGAUAAAUUGUAAAUUUUUUUAUAAAUUUAGUUGUAUCUGUUUUUUUUUGUAUUAAAAAUAGGUAUUUUUGUUUUUUUUUUUUUUUAAAUGUAUGAUUGCAUGGUGGUAUGAAAGAAAUUUUAAAGUUUGAUAGUAAAUUAGGUAACAUUUUUGUUUUUGAUGUUUAAUAUAUUUGCAUGAAAAUAAUGAUUAGGGUUAGUGGCUAGGGUUUACUUAAGGGCUUAGGGCUUAUUGUAUUUGGCGUAGGGCUUAGGGGGUAGAGGUUAGGGUUUAUGUUAGUGGUUAGGGUUGAGCGUAGGGUUUAGUUUAGUUGUUAGGGUUUAAUAUUUAUGGUGGUAUGUAGUUAGGGUUUAGUUUAGGGCUUAGGGGGACAUUAGGAUUUCGUGUGGGGCUUAGGUUUUAAUAUGUAUUGUGGUAUGUUAUUGGUAGUUUUAGAAAUGGUAAAUAUGUAUGGGUUAGGGUUUAUUCUAGUGGCUAGGGUUGAGCUUUGGGUUUAGUUUAGUUCUUAGGGUUUAUUUUAAUGGUUAGGGUUGAGCUUAUGGUUUAGUUUAGUUCUUAGGGUUUAAUAUAUAUGGUGGUAUGCUAUUGAGAGUUUUAGAAAUGGUAGAUAUGUAUGGGGUAGGGUCAGUGGUUAGGGUUUAUUCUAGUGUCAAGGGUUGAGUUGUGGGUUUAGUUUAGUUCUUAGGGUUUAUUUUAGUGGCUAGGGUUGAGUAUAUGGUUUAGUUUAGUUGUUAGGGUUUAAUAUAUAUGGUGGUAUGUUAUUGAGUGUUUUAGAAAUGGUAGAUAUGUAUGGGUUAGGGUUAGUGGUUAGGGUUUAGUUUAGUUCUUAGGGUUUAGUUCAAUGGUUAGGGUUGAGCUUAAGGUAGUUUAGUUGUUAGGGUUUAGCUUAUGGUUUAGUUUAGAUGUUAGGGUUUAAUAUAUAUAUGGUUGUAUGUUAUUGGUAGUUUUAGAAAUUAUAGAGAUGUAGUUCUUAAGGUUUAGUGUGAUAGGUUUAGUUUAUUGGCGUAGGUUUUUGUGUAGGGCUUAGGGCGUAGGCGUUAGUGUUUAUGGUGGUUGGAUUAGGGUUUAUAAGCUAUGGCCGAGGACUUAGGGUUAUGUAGGUUUAUUAUUAUUUGAAUAGUCAAUAGUGAAGUUGACAAAAAAAAAAAAAAAUACAUAUGCGUGAUGAUUUGUAGAUCAUGGUUAGAACAAGAGGUUUAGGUCGUGCAUUAGGUAGGGUUAUAGGCAAAGUCCUGGGUAGACAGGAUCAUCAUGAUGCAGAUGAUGUUCCCCAGCGGCGUAGGCCUACUGCAUCCGCUUGUCGACAACGGGAAGUUGCCCCUGUUGCUGAGGAUGUUCUUGAGAUGAUUGAGGACGUACCUGCACCUGGUGCAGAAGUUGGUGAUGGUGCUGAGGUAUCUACUAGUGAUGAUGCUGAGAGAUUCCCAGGUGGGUCAUGUGGCCCAUCAGUGCUGACUUCGUUUGUUGACCAUGUUGCAUUUAGCAUAUGGAAUGGAGAGGUUAAUUAGGCAAGUUUGUGAAGUGCUGAUUUUCAUCCGCUCGCUAAGCCAAUCUUCUGGCUUAGCGAGCCAUCCACUGAGCGUAACACUCCUUUGGCUGAGCACGAGGAAGAAUCUGGAAGAAGGAUGAGUUGUGCAUGUUCGCUGAGCAAGGGCUAAUCCUGAAAAGACGAGCGCUAAGCCGAAAUUCACUUAUGUUCGCUAAGCGAUCUAGAGUUGCGCUAAGCGCGCAAGCACCAACAAGACCACCUAUUUAAGCCUGAAAUCAGAAAUGGAGAGGGAUUUUGGCCAUUUUUCUCAAAGAGCUUUUGCAUGUGAGAGAUUCUAGAGAGAUAAGGGUUCAAAUCCAGAGAGUUUUGAGAGCUUUUGUUGUGAGAAGACUGGCAGAGAACUGAGCGCGAAGAGGAAGUCAUCCUGAGAGCAUGAGAUGAGUCUGUGAGUGAUUGUGAGGUUCUAGAGGUGAAGGAGACAUCUUCACUGCUUGUAUUUCUUCAAUCCUUCAUUUUUCUCUUCUCUUUGUUGUAAAGGAAGCUUCCUAGAUAUGAAGAGCUAAAUCCUCUGUUGAUUCUUCCUUGUAGGUACUUGAUGUAGAUACUUGUAUAUCUAUUUAAUGAUAUUUUAUGUGUUCUUU